AUGUUCGCCUCGAGCCUACUUGAGCGCAUGUCGACAGGAGAGUGGAGCAAGAGGAGUUUGCAUCUCACUUCGCCCCCUCGUCGGCCGACUCGACCGAUUCAACUCGCCUCCGAGCCCCAUUCGGGCCCUCGAACUGGGCACACGAUCGGCCCCAGCCUCCCGGACGCAGCAAAGGAGACGGAGAGACUGUGCCUUCGAAUCAGCGGGGGGCCAGUGAAGGAUGCGAUUGAAAUGAACCGACCAACUGCACGCCAAAUUGGACAAACGAGCGCCAGUCGUUAG
Protopolystoma xenopodis is the source of this 282-nucleotide messenger RNA. NCBI's taxonomy places the organism in Eukaryota, Metazoa, Platyhelminthes, Monogenea, Polystomatidea, Polystomatidae. The record is from the annotation of a GenBank genome assembly.